Messenger RNA from Beta vulgaris subsp. vulgaris (sugar beet), 537 nucleotides. RefSeq lists its product as uncharacterized. The transcript has a single exon. Gene Ontology annotation, molecular function: aspartic-type endopeptidase activity. The coding region runs from base 1 to 537 and encodes 178 amino acids. Lineage: Eukaryota; Viridiplantae; Streptophyta; Magnoliopsida; Caryophyllales; Amaranthaceae. The record is from RefSeq and is a predicted model, not a curated record. Gene Ontology annotation, biological process: proteolysis.
AUGGCGACAAGCUCUUUCCCUCCAGAAGAAAUGCGAUUUGUCUUUGCACGCGCCAUAGAAAAUCCUACUCAUUAUACAUCUAAGGAAAAUAUUGAGCAAGGAAUUUAUGACAACCAUCCUGAUCCGUGUGCAGCAUGCAGCGCAGCCUUGGCAUUCACAGAUGCUGAUCUUAUGUUGGGGUCAAAACCCCAUAACAGACCACUCUUUGUUUGUGGGUAUAUUCGAAAGCAAAGGAUCAACCGUAUUCUUAUUGACAGAGGGUCCGCGGUCAAUAUCAUGCCUAAGGCUACUAUGGAGAAAUUGAAGAUCACCAGGGAGGAUUUGUCAGAAAGCCGCUUGAUGAUACAAGGAUUUAAUUUAGGAGGUCAACGAACCAUGGGGAUGAUCAGAGUUGAUUUGUCUAUAGGGGAGAUGAUGGCAACCACAGUCUUCCAUGUGAUUGACUCGAAGACAUCUUAUAACUUGUUGUUAGGGCGGCCCUGGAUGCAUGAAAAUGGCUUGGGCGUCAAUCUUGCAUCAAUGCCUCAAAUACUAUAG